Messenger RNA from Micromonas commoda, 2112 nucleotides. RefSeq lists its product with no specific name. Bases 1 to 2112 code for a protein of 703 amino acids. Lineage: Eukaryota; Viridiplantae; Chlorophyta; Mamiellophyceae; Mamiellales; Mamiellaceae. The transcript has a single exon. The record is from RefSeq and is a predicted model, not a curated record.
AUGGGGGACGACGUCACCGCCACGGGGAACAUCGUCGAGGGAUCAACGUCCGUCGGCGCGGCCGCGGGAGCUCCGCCGGGCGUUCCCGGGAGCGGCGGAGGAGGCUUCAAGAUUCCCAAGGUUGCCUCGUCCCAACCGCCCGGCGCACCGCCGGCGGGAGGCGGCUCCGCCGCCUCCCCGGAGGCCGGUGCCCCCGCGCCGCCGCCGCGUCCUCCUUCAGAUGAUCCAUCGCACCCUCCGCGGGAGGACCCUCCGCGGGACGACCGAUACGACCGCGGGCCGUCAGGCGCCACCGCCACCGCCGCCGCCGCCGACGACGAAGACAGGAAGCGCCGUACGCACAAGGGCACGCGCAGGCACAGGCACAUGCUCGUGCUGGACCUCAACGGCCUCCUCGUCGACCGACGCAUGUCCCCGUUCGAGAACCCCGUCGACGGCACCAAGGUGGCGCCCGACGCCAAGUUUGGCAAGUUUUACAUCUACAAUCGCCCGCACAUGCAGAGCUUCGUGGAGUGGGCGUCGGAACACUUCACCGUCGGGGUGUGGUCCUCCGCGCAGCACCACAACGCGCGGACGCUGGUGAACCACAUAUGGGGCAAGCAACGCGACCGACUGGCGUUCGUGUGGGGCCAGGACAGGUGCACGCACGUCGGCGCCAUGGACCCCGCCGCCACCGGCCCAAACCACCGAUCCAAACCAAUCUUACUCAAAGACUUGAACGCGCUGUGGGCCGUGUCAUCGUACGCGAGGUUCGGACCGAACAACACCCUGCUCCUGGACGACUCCCCGUACAAGGCGGUGAUGAACCCGGCGCACACGGCGAUACACCCGGCGGAGUACAAGCUGAGCUGGGGCGCGGACGGACUGACCGGACGCGGUGACGAGUCGGACUUGACCAAUCGCCAAAAAAUCGCCGACGAGUUGCUCGGCCCGGGCGGCGCGCUUCGAGAGUAUCUCGCCAAACUGAGCGAAUGCGAGACGGUGACGGAGUACGUCGCGUCCAAUCCGUGGCACUCGUUUGGUCCCGCCGCGCCCGACAGCGACCCGGGGUUGAUGGCCAAGGCGCGGGAGGGUGGCGAGGCUGUCGCGGCGGCGGCGGCGGCGGCGGCGACGGCGGGGAUCGACGCGAACGAGAUUGACCUCGGGGAGUUUUCCGACCUUUCCGAAGGACGGGAAGAGGCGAAGGGAAAGGACCGGAUCGAUCCGGAAGGGUGGGGCGGGUCCGGCGACGAGGCCGAAGGCGACGCGCGGUCGAACGGCGGGGUGGGAGCCAAACGAGAGGCGCCCGAGGCGGCUGGGACGAACACCGAUUCACAGCUGUUCCAAAAACCGGCGAAAAAACCCAAGCGGGUGUUCACGGGAUCCGGCGCCUCGCUCUUCAUCCGCCGGUGGGCGUGGAAGCGCGAGGCCAAGACGGACGAGGAACGCUUCGUCCUCCCGUACGAACACGACUGGCUCGGGACGAAGAUGUCGUUCGCGCAGAGGAGGUUCGACGACGGCGGCGCGUCCGGCGGUUUCGCGUCCACCGUCUGGGACUCGUCCAUCGUCCUCGCCAAGUACGUGGAGAAGCACCGGGGUUCGUUCGCGAACAAACGGGUGUGCGAGCUGGGCGCGGGGUGCGGGGUGGUGAGCGCCGCGCUAGUCAAGGCUGGGUGCGCGAGGGUCGUCGCGACGGACUUGCCGGAGAACCUUCCGCUGCUGCGGGAAAACAUGGAGCGGAACUGCGGCGAGAACGGCGAGAACGGCGAGGGCGCGAGGUGGGAGGUGAAGGCGCUCACCUGGGGCCCCGACGCGGCGGUCGCGCUCGGAGAGACGUUCGACGUCGUCGUCGCCGCGGACUGCAUGUACAUCGCGGAGGCUGCGAGCGAUUUGGUGGACACCCUCGCGGCGUUGGUGCCGGCGGGGGGCGAAGCAGCCGGGCCGGGGAGCCUGCCGCCGGCGCUGAUGAGCUACGGCAGGAAUCGACAGGCGGAGGGCGAGUUCCUCGCCGCCUGCGACGGGGCCAAGUCGGGGAAGGCGAGGACGCUGACGAUCGAGGACGUCGCGGAGUCGGAGCUCGACGAGCUGUAUCAGUGCUCGGACGUGAGGGUGGUCAACGUGGCGAUGCGCUGA